AUCUGCCUAGGACUACAGUCUGCAGAGCUGACCUCUGGGUUCGGACCCCCUCCCCCGCAACUCCCCUUCCCCCCGCAUCACCUCCUCCCAUCCCACUCCACCCCCGCCCGGGAUUGCUGCGCCUGCGCGUAGCAAACUCGCUUUGCUCUGCUCCAGCUCCGACAGUUUCUGCUGGCUCCGGAGAUUCAGACUCAGAGGGAUUCAAGAUGAGCUGCAGUCGCUCGUGUGUCUGUAGCCAUGGCACCAGUGUGGAGGAAAGUACGUGGUAUGGGAUCGAAGCCUACCCCAGUCUCUUCUACAGGGAAAGCGAUAACCCAGAAGGACCCCUCGUCCAGUAUAACUACAGCCCUUGGCCCCCAUUAUGUUGGAAGGUGACUGUGUCCGUGGCGUCCCUGCUUCUCCUGCUCGGUGUGGCAGCCCUGACCACUGGCUAUGCAGUGCCCCCCAAACUAGAGCUGGUCAAUGUCAGUCGCUUCUCAUCUUUGGAUGAUCCAAUUGCCGACUAUAACCAAGCUCUGAUCACCUGCCGUGUGGCAGGAGCAACACUGUGCGGGACAGCGGGGAUCCUGCUGGCUGUCUGCCUCUUCUUGGCCACCUCCAGUUGGCUGAACCAGGACAUCAAGGCAGAGCCCUUGGUCUCCGAAGCUGACAGCCCUGUGGAGGUCUUCAGAGAUGAGCCCGAGCAGCUGUCCCCUGGCUUCCAUGAUGUCAGCAAUCAGUCUUGGUUCUUGACUCCCACCAGUCCUUUGGGGCCGUGUUCUGUGCAGACCAGCCAGCCCCAAAAGGACUCCUAAGUCUGCAGGCUAGAGAAGGCAGACACUUCCCCCCGGCCCUCCUCGCCCAUCACCCUUCUUCUGUGCUGUAGUGCCAGUCUCUCCAGAACCCUCAGAGCCCCCUCCCACCCCCCAGUAAGUCUUAUGCGCCAAUCUGCUCAAGACGGGUAAACUCAACUAAGAACGCCCGUCCAGGCUGGUGAAAUGGCCAGCGAGUGAAGGGCCUUCCUGGCAAGAUUGACAACCUGAGUUCCAUAUCUGGGACCUACAAGGUGGAAGAGGCCUGGCUUCCUCUG
Molecule: messenger RNA, 1069 nt
Organism: Microtus ochrogaster (prairie vole)
Lineage: Eukaryota; Metazoa; Chordata; Mammalia; Rodentia; Cricetidae
Gene: Nrsn2
Product: neurensin 2
Biological process (GO): nervous system development
Cellular component (GO): neuronal cell body; neuron projection; transport vesicle
Source: RefSeq, a predicted model, not a curated record